AUGGAUGUAGCAAACCAAUCUACGGUUUCUGAGUUUGUGUUGAUGGGACUCACCAAUUCUUGGGUGAUGAAACUCAUUCUCUUUGUAUUUUCCUCUGCGUUCUGUUUGGCAGGUAUACUGGGGAAUACUCUGAUUGUGCUCACAGUGGCCUCUGACUCUCUCUUACAAUCCCCCAUGUACUUCCUGCUGGCCCACCUCUCCUUCAUUGACAUAAUUGAUUCCUGCAUUGGAACUCCCAGGAUGAUUAUUGACCUUUUUAAGAAGGAGAAACUCAUUUCUUUUGAAGGUUGUGUUUCUCAGAUCUUCUUUAUUCAUGCUGUUGGAGCUACUGAAAUGGUGCUUCUCAUAGCUAUGGCCUUUGACCGCUACAUUGCAAUAUGUAAGCCUCUCCAUUACCUGACUAUUAUGAACUUAAGAGUGUGCAUUUCUAUUCUAGUAACUUCUUGGACAAUUGGAAUCACUCACUCCUUCCUCCAACUGGCCUUUGUAAUAAAGUUACCCUUCUGUGGCCCUAACAAAUUAGAUAGCUUUUACUGUGACCUACCUCAGUUCAUUAGACUUGCCUGCACAGACACUUACAGACUGCAGUUCCUGAUUACUGCCAAUAGUGGGUUCAUCUCUCUGGGAGCCUUCUUCAUUUUGAUCAUUUCCUACAUUGUCAUCCUGAUCACUGUCCGGCAGCACUCUUCUGGGGCUUCAUCCAAGGCCCUCUCUACACUGUCAGCUCACAUCUUGGUGGUGAUCUUGUUCUUUGGUCCAUGCAUCUUUGUCUAUGUGUGGCCAUUCCCCACAUUUCCAGUGGACAAAUACCUUGCCCUUUUUGACUCAAUUAUCACUCCUUUUCUGAACCCCACCAUCUACACAUUAAGGAACAAAGAGAUGAAGAUGGCCAUGGGGAAAUUAUGCAGAAAAUUAUCCCACAACAAGGAAUAUAAAGAAAAGAAAUCAUUUCAACAAAGCUAA
Messenger RNA from Vombatus ursinus (common wombat), 963 nucleotides. RefSeq names its product olfactory receptor 4F3/4F16/4F29-like. Gene Ontology annotation, molecular function: olfactory receptor activity; G protein-coupled receptor activity. The transcript is spliced from 2 exons. The record is from RefSeq and is a predicted model, not a curated record. Lineage: Eukaryota; Metazoa; Chordata; Mammalia; Diprotodontia; Vombatidae. Gene Ontology annotation, biological process: G protein-coupled receptor signaling pathway. Bases 1 to 963 code for a protein of 320 amino acids. Gene Ontology annotation, cellular component: membrane.